Gordionus sp. m RMFG-2023 is the source of this 2052-nucleotide messenger RNA. Its product is annotated as WD repeat domain phosphoinositide-interacting protein 2-like. NCBI's taxonomy places the organism in Eukaryota, Metazoa, Nematomorpha, Gordioida, Chordodea, Parachordodidae. Gene Ontology annotation, molecular function: phosphatidylinositol-3-phosphate binding; protein binding; phosphatidylinositol-3,5-bisphosphate binding. The record is from RefSeq and is a predicted model, not a curated record. The transcript has 11 exons. Gene Ontology annotation, biological process: autophagy of mitochondrion; protein lipidation; nucleophagy. Bases 65 to 1630 code for a protein of 521 amino acids. Gene Ontology annotation, cellular component: extrinsic component of membrane; cytosol; phagophore assembly site membrane.
CUUCCGUCUAUCCUUUUUUUUGCAGAUGUAACAAAAAAAUUUAACUUUAAUUUAGUAUUAAUAGAUGAGCCAUUUAACUGCUCAAAAUAGUGGAGGCGAAGAAAUCCGAUAUGUAAUUUUUAACCAAGAUUGUAGUUCCCUGACAGUUGGUACAAACAAGGGAUGUAAACUGUUUUCCUUACUAUCAUUUGAAAAUUUAGAACAAAUUUAUGAAUAUACUAAAGAUGAGGUAUACAUAGUUGAAAGAUUAUUUUCUAGUAGUUUGGUUGUCCUUGUGUGUUUCCCAUCUCCUAGAAAGCUCAGAGUUUAUCAUUUUAAAAAGGGAACCGAAAUUUGUAGCUACAAUUAUGCAAACACAAUCCUAUCAGUUAAACUCAAUAGAGCAAGAUUGAUAGUGUGUUUAGAAGAAGCCCUAUUUAUUCAUAAUAUAAAAGAUAUGAAAGUUCUUCACACAAUAAGAGAUACACCUCCCAAUCCACUAGGUAUCUGUGCCCUAACCACAAAUUAUUUUUACAAUGCCUCACAUAUUCCAAAUGUUAAUUUGAACAAUCUUUCUAUAACAAAUAAUAACAAUAAUGGAAUAUGCUAUUUAGCUUAUCCAGGGUCUAAUACUUUUGGUGAAGUGCAGAUAUUUGAUACAAUAAAUUUGAGAGCGGUUACAAUGAUAUCAGCUCAUGAAAAUCCUGUAGCAGCGUUGGCAUUCAAUAAUACUGGUAGUAAAAUAGCCACUGCUUCUGAAAAGGGAACUGUUAUCAGAGUGUUUUCUACCACUGAAGGCAUUAAAUUAUUUGAAUUUAGAAGGGGAAUGAAAAGAUGUGUAACAGUAUUCUCCUUGCAUUUCAGUCCUGAUUCACUGUUCUUAGCCCUAUCCAGUAAUACAGAGACCGUUCACGUUUUUAAGUUGGAAAUCGUUAAAAAUAGAUCAUCGCUAGAAGAAAAUAUGUCUAACCCCUCCUCAACCCUAUCUAAAUUAAACAAUUCACCUACACAAGGUAAAUCAAAUACUUCGAAUCAAUGUCCCAUCACUACAAGUUCUAUUAAUAUGAUGGAGGCACCUACUCAUAGAUCUUCCAAUUUAUUGAACGGGGUUAUAGGGAGCGGAACGUUGGUUGAUUACUUCAACAAGGCUCUUUCCACAACUUCUAACCUUUUACCGGCUCAAAUGGGAGACAUGUUAUGGCAAAGCAGGGAUUUUGCAACUGCCUAUCUACCUUUCCUCGCUGUUAAAAAUGUUUGCGCCGUUAUGAAUCCGCCUUCAGAUUUUCAAAAAACUUCGAUACUUCAAGAAAAUAAAAGACUUCUGCUAAUAGCAUCUUAUACGGGAACCCUCUAUAUUUACGAAUUUGACCAGGAGAUCGGAGGCGAUUGUUCGUUUGUUAAAUCUUUCAAAUUUAUCAACAUUCAUAACGCUAAUGAUGAUUUAGAAAAAACGACAUCACCCCUUCCUCCCCCCAGUAAAUACAACCCAACGUCAGAACCGCCAGCGCAAAAUAUUCAUAAUCAAACCAUUCCUAGUUCUCAAGGCGUGGUGAAUGUUUCUUCUAAUAAACAGACAUUUUCCUAUGCUAAUAUAUUGGGAAAAAAUUAUUCUUCAUCCUCCUCCCUACAGCCUCCCACUACUAAUCAAUAAAUAGUUAAUUUUUUCAGAUGUUUACAAGAAAUUAAAAAAUAAAUCUGACAACUCAAUCAUCUGAAUAAUCUUACAUGAUUGUUCAAAUUUAAAUAAUAAAUAUAUAAUUUCAUAAUAACCCAGGCGAUAAGCAAAAGCUUGUUCAACAUAUUUUUUAAAAUAAAUCGUAUUGAGCACGGAGCUCCUGAAGCUACCUAUUACAUCAAUGUAUAAUCAACAAUGUAGUUAUGCAAAUAAAAAAUUUUCGCCACAAAAUCAUUCAAAUUAUUAUGUAUGACUAUGAUUAAAAAUAUUAGCUCUAUACAAAUUCAUAUUUUUUCUUAAAAGUGAUUAUUUAUAAAAUUCUAUUUUACAUCAUGGUAUACUAUUUUUAAGGAGUUAAAUUUGCUAUUUGUAGCAAUAAUACAAUGGCCUAACAUUUU